Molecule: messenger RNA, 1199 nt
Organism: Bipolaris sorokiniana ND90Pr
Lineage: Eukaryota; Fungi; Ascomycota; Dothideomycetes; Pleosporales; Pleosporaceae
Exons: 1
Coding region: 111-986 (291 amino acids)
Source: RefSeq, a predicted model, not a curated record
AUAUUUGGCGAAGUACUACAACCCCGCAUAUACGACGCGCAGAAACCACCUAGCAACAUGGUACCUUGACACAGCAACUAGAGAAGAUACAAUCAGCUCCGGAUCUCAACAUGCUACCACAUCAGUGUUUGGAUCACUUGAUUCUUUUUGUGCCCGCAGACCCGCAGACUCUACUCCCCUGUGUUCCCUCGUACUUGUCAGAGAAUUUCACUCUGACUCCUGGCGGUUUCCAUGCCGACGGUGCAACCUCUAAUGUUCUGAUCAUCCUCUCGGACGGCUGCUACAUCGAGCUCAUCUCCUUUGUUCCCACUGCCCCGGCGUCACUCGUGUCCAGCCACUGGUGGGGUCCUUCUUCUACAUUUGUUGGCUGGAAAGAUUGGUGUCUGACCAACAGUCUGCCUCCAUCCCAGAACUACGAUGACGUGAGGGAAAGCCAUGGGGAGCCGAUUCAUGGAGGGAGGAAGAGGGCAGACGGUGUGCAAGUCAAGUGGAGUGUCACGUUUCCGAGAGGAGACAAGGGCGGGCAAGACGUAAGGGGACGGAUACCGUUUUUCUGCCACGACGAGACGGAAAGGAGUGUGAGAGUGCCGAUGGAUGAGGAGAAGACGAAGCAUGCAUGUAGGGCAAUGGGGAUCAAAGAGCUGACGGUCAUCGUGAAGGAUCAAGAUUUGCUGGAGGAGACAAGAAAAGUGUACCGAGCCAUCAUUGGCGAUGAAGGCCAGAAAGAGAAAUGCAUAUCAAGGUUUAGACUUGGCCGUGUACAGGGCGUGGCAGGGCUCAAGGAGGGCGCAGAAGUCGUGCUGCGGCUCCCGAGAAACGAAGAGGAAGAAGCGCGUGUUGCAGAAGGAGGAUUCUGGUAUGGCGACGUUGUCCUUUACAGAGUGGCGGAGCGUGGUGACAUGGAAAAGAUAAGAAAAAGAAUGGAUACCAAGGACGAGGACGAGGAAGUGGGCGGGUUGUGGUUAGAGGAAGUGGUAGGGCUGUGAGUUUGUGGCAGUAUAGCAAACAUAGGGGGGCCUUUAGUUGUGCGCCGUGUUUAUGUGAUUUGUUUUUCUGUGGUCCUGACUUGCUCGUGGAUGUGUCAAUGGCUGUUUUUUGUGGUCAAGUAGUCUGAAGGCGUGGACACGGGACACGGAUAGGAAGGCAGUGGUGCUUCGGGCGAGAACACCGUAGCCAAUCACAGGACAGCCACACAUAGA